GCGGUGCUUGAAUUACAUUUGGGAGCUAUCUUUUUCUUAAAUAAAAAAAGAAAUCCUUUAAAACUAUUUUGUGUUGUCUUUCUUUUCAUUAUAUCUUUAGACUUUUUAUUAUUAUAUUAUUUUAUUUUAUGGAUACUGACUUUGAAAGUGUACUUCUUGUUAUUCGAGAAUGUUUUGUAUAUAAAAUCCCUCCUCGUACAGCAGCCAGAGGCUAUAGAGCAUCGGAAUGGGGUGAUCUUGCCACAUCUUUUUUAUGGAAAGGUCGACUACGUAUUAUGAGUAAAGGACAAGCCUGUUUUAUUCGUCUUGAAGACAAUGAAUCUGGCGAAGUCUUUGCUGUUUGUCCAUAUGAUCCAGCCUCAAAUUCAGUAGAAGCAGUACUUGAUUCAAGUCGAUAUUUUGUACUUAAGAUCGAAAAUGAAGGUCGCCAUGCAUUUAUAGGUAUGGGAUUCCAGGAACGAAGUGAUGCAUUCGAUUUUAAUGUGGCUUUACAAGAUUUUACAAAGCAAAUCAACGCAGAAAAACAAUCUGAACGUCGAGCAAAAGAAGUGGACAAUACACCAAAGAAGGAUUAUAGUUUGAAGGAUGGUCAAACUAUUAAUAUUAGUAUUGGAAAUGUGGGUAAACGAUCACGAACACGUCCAUCCGAAAAUCCUUCAUCCAAUUUUUCUGGUGGUAUGGUUCCAUUGAUUCCUCCUCCUCCUUCUGCAGCCCAAGUCAAACAACAACAACAACAACAACAACAACAACAACAUAGCCUUUUUCAAUAAAGAAUCACGAUCUAUUUUUUUUUUCAACUUCAUUAUCUUUUUGCUAUCACCAAUCACCUUACUCUUCAAUCAUGGAUGGUUAACCCCUAUGAUACUGGAUUGUCGUUUAUGUAUGUCCUUAGUGUACUUAGUAUAUUUUUAUCCUAUCCACUUGGGUUGAUGUCAAUAAAGGCUUCCUGUCUUUUAUCUGUAUAUAUAUAGGUACGCGUGUCUUUAGGGAAAUGAUAUGAUUGUGGAUAUAGAGUUUAUGUAUAAAAGAAUGACAGUUGAUGUAGAGUUUCGUGUCGUUUUAGAUGGUACAACUCAUGGUUAAAAUCAG
Messenger RNA from Halteromyces radiatus, 1089 nucleotides. RefSeq names its product adaptin ear-binding coat-associated protein 1. Gene Ontology annotation, cellular component: membrane; clathrin vesicle coat. The coding region runs from base 129 to 770 and encodes 213 amino acids. NCBI's taxonomy places the organism in Eukaryota, Fungi, Mucoromycota, Mucoromycetes, Mucorales, Cunninghamellaceae. The transcript is spliced from 7 exons. The record is from RefSeq and is a predicted model, not a curated record. Gene Ontology annotation, biological process: endocytosis.